This is a messenger RNA of Ascoidea rubescens DSM 1968, 693 nucleotides long. RefSeq names its product peptidylprolyl isomerase. Gene Ontology annotation, molecular function: peptidyl-prolyl cis-trans isomerase activity. The record is from RefSeq and is a predicted model, not a curated record. Gene Ontology annotation, biological process: protein peptidyl-prolyl isomerization; protein folding. The transcript has a single exon. Lineage: Eukaryota; Fungi; Ascomycota; Saccharomycetes; Ascoideales; Ascoideaceae. Bases 1 to 693 code for a protein of 230 amino acids.
AUGAAGUUAGGUGGAGCUAUUGUAUUACUAUUUAUUAGUGUUUUGUACAUUUCAAAUAGUCUCUUCGUUAGCGCUGAAGAGCCUCUCAGUGAGUCAGAUCUUGAAUUCACCAACAAGGUUUAUUUUGAUAUCAAGCAGAAGGAUAAAGACUUGGGUAGAAUUGUUAUUGGAUUAUAUGGCAAGGUUGUGCCAAAGACUGCUGAGAAUUUCAGACAAUUGUGUAUUUCAGAUGAUCCCAAGUUUGGUUAUAAGAACAGCAUCUUCCAUAGAGUCAUCAAGAAAUUUAUGAUUCAAGGUGGUGAUUUUGUUAAUGGAAAUGGAACGGGAGGAAAAUCAAUCUAUGGAGCUAAAUUCAAGGACGAGAAUUUCAAAUUAAAGCACACUGAACCUGGUUUGUUAUCAAUGGCUAAUGCUGGAAAAAACACCAAUGGCUCUCAGUUUUUCAUUACCACCGUUGUUACCAGUUGGUUAGAUGGCAGGCAUGUUGUAUUUGGUAAGGUCAUUGAGGGAAUGGAUGUCGUAAAGAAGAUCGAGCAGACCAACACCGACUUCAGGGACAGACCAAAAAGUCCCAUUGUGAUUGCUGACUGUGGCGAGAUUGCGAUAGAAGUUGUUGAAGAACCAGCUGGAGAAUCAGCAGAAACACCAGCAGAAACACCAGUUGGAGAGAAAGCAGUGAAGGACGAACUCUAA